Molecule: messenger RNA, 510 nt
Organism: Penicillium arizonense
Lineage: Eukaryota; Fungi; Ascomycota; Eurotiomycetes; Eurotiales; Aspergillaceae
Exons: 4
Coding region: 1-510 (169 amino acids)
Source: RefSeq, a predicted model, not a curated record
AUGGAUUACAAAUUGUCACGGGUAUCGAACAGGCCCAUUACCCCAGACACAGAAGGCAAUGAAUCGGGUGAAAACUUCCGUCGGGUCGUCGGCCAAUUCAUCCACGGGGAUCGCGGCAACGCAAGCCAGAUUUUCCAACCGUCCGUUGACCGGUCCCCGCUUGACUCUGUAGCUACCUCUGUUGCUACCUCUAUUGCUAGCUCAAGAGACUCUACAUCGCCUCAUAGCGACAUGAAGGCUGAAACUGAAGACCUAUCCCCACUGGAAGGGAAAAAGAGAGCAGCCGAAUCCUCAACCCUCUCACGGAAACUGGCAACGCAAGAGAUGCAACGAAAGAGACGUAUAAGCGCUACAGCAAUCAGUACGAAGAUGAUAAACGAUACGAUUCAAUACCUACAAGCGGGAGUGGGCCACGAUGCACCUCGCCACACAAUUGCUACUGAGCAGACACAACCAGAAGACAAGUGCCGGAGGUGUGCUGCUGCGGAUGAGGAACGGCUAUAUGAUUGA